AGAGCGAAAGACAGAGAAGAACCGAGAUUCAAACUCGAAAUCUAACGAGGAACUCUCAGAGCCACGCGAGUGGCCGCGCGAUACGGCACGAUACGAGUGUUUGAAAACGGCUGAUAACAGUGUGUUACGCGCCAUGUGUGUCGAGAAAAGUGCGAAUUUAAUGCGGCUCUUUUGUGUCAUAUCGCUUCUCUAUGGAUUUCUUCUCCCGUUCGGAGAUUGUCAGAACGCGGAACCGCGGAAUCAAUUCGGCGAGAAGAAAAUAGGUGAUCUACGAGACGAUCUGCAAACUGACGACACAGAUCAGUCGUACGUCUGGGAUGCGUCUCUCGAGGGUAAAAAGGCGCUCGAUGAGAGCGGCAGCUCUCUCUCGUCUCGUAACGCAGCAGAGGUGCCGGAGACGGAAGCGGAAACGUCGCCUCGGGCAGACGGAAAUAGGGACAAGGCACUCCUUCCACCAGAAGGUGCUUCCAACUCGUCCCUUUGGUCGGCUUUGAAUGUCACAUCGACGUCGACGAACCGGCGAAGGGUAGACACGAGCGAUCGCAGCCGAAAGAAACGUCGCAGGAACAAAGAAUCGAAGAGUUCCGUAACGAGUCGUCAACGCGAGACCGGCGAAGACGUUCGCGAGAACGAGAUCCGUGGAAAACGAGGCGGACCAGCGAAAAAUUCGAAGGAUUCUCCGGCUCGAAGGUAUCGCGCGGAGCGACGGAGGAGGAGGAAGAAUCGCGAGCGAAAGCGUGGGAGGAAAAGAGGUAGGACAAACGGGGAUCGAGACGGUCGUAGGAAUUCCAAGUUCAAGAGAAGAAUGAACGAUGCACCGGCCGCUCUGAUGCUCGGCAAGAUCGAGGACAACGUUUCCGGUUACAACGACACGUCGGACGUGAUCUGGCGCGACAACCAACAGGCACCUUCGAACGGGACCUAUCUCGAUCUCGCCGGUGUAACCUCGUCGAAUCUGCAGGAUCAACUAACCACCGAAUCAUCGAAGCGAUCCACGCAGACGACCUCGCGUUACAGGGGUCACGAGGACACCGUGGAGAGGGAAUUCUCGAAGCAACUGGAGAAGGAGAUCUCCCGCGCUCAAAUGGAGGAUCCAGCCAGCUUGGAGAACCGUAUCCUCGGCAGCUCGGUGUCCCAAGGAUACAAGGACGAUCGCAAACAGGCCAUCUACAACAACGAAGUUCACUUCGCUAGCCCGAGAUACGAUGCCGAUAAAAUGUUAGGUUACUCGAGAACCGAGGAGGACCUUCCAAUCCUGGACCUCGAGAACGAGGUGUUGGCGAGAACCCUGAAGGAUUACAACGCGUACAUGACGUCGAGUAUGAAGUUAUCGAUGCUGCCGCGACGCGAUCAAAACGAGCCCCGCAAAAUUGCCGGAUCGCAUUUUCACGGUAAACCCAUAAUCGAGGAAACCGAGGCGGUGAGGUACGGAAAGAAGAGCACGGAAACAGCGAGCACCACCGAAGCGUACGACGACGAUACGAAGGGAGAUUUAUCGUGCAUAAAUGGAACGUUCGUGCCUGCACCCCUUACGAGGCAUGCGCUGAUCAAAUAUGUAAAGUCCUCAAUACCUGGCCACGAAUACCUGGAAGCUGACUAUGAAUGCGCUCCAGGAUUCUACAUGACGAGCACAACGAGCAGGUUGCUUUGCAGAAAUCGUCAAUGGGUAGGAGAGUUGCCAAAGUGUAAGGUCAAGGAGAAUUUCGACGGGGUGUGUGCGGAAGCUUUCUGCGACCACGUUUGCAAGGAAGUCGACGGAAGACCAGUGUGUUCCUGUUACAAAGGAUUCCGGUUAGAAGGCGAUAAAUGUGUUGAUGUGAACGAAUGCAAGGAUAACAGGGGAGGUUGCCAGUUUAAGUGUAUGAACAGCCCAGGAUCCUUUCGUUGUGUGUGCCCAAAGGGGAUGGAACUAAACGAGGACCGAUUCACGUGCAGGGACAUCAACGAGUGUCUGUUAAACAACGGACACGGCCCUUGUCAGGAUACCUGCCGGAACACUAUAGGCGGCUACGAAUGUUCCUGUGAUGGUCUACAGGACUCUGUCCUGUCAGCUGACAACCACACGUGUCAAGGUGCAGGCCCGUGUAGCAUCAACAACGCAGGAUGCUCCCAUACCUGUCUGUCAACCAAGGGUCGAGUAUUUUGUCUCUGUCCGGACGGGUUCAUCUUGAAAGACGAUUGGAAAACGUGCCAAGACGUGGACGAAUGUGUGCAGCCGGAUCUGCAAACGGAAAUGUGUCGUUACGGUUGCAUCAACACACCAGGAUCGUACCGAUGCGCGGAACCAAUGGAGUUGAAGGAUCAACCUAUACUGGACAGCUUGUCCAUCACAUGCCUACCAGGUUACGAGGCUACCCCCGAUGGAACUUGUAUCGAUAUCAACGAGUGCACCGUCGACAACGGUGGAUGCACCGAGGUAUGCGAGAACACCGACGGCAGUUUCUUCUGCGCUUGCGACGGUGAUGAAAAAGCUUUGUCAUCCGACGGGAAGUCGUGCGUGGACAUAAACAACGUGUCUUGUCCACCAUUGAAUCCCGAGGGCCGCGGCUAUUUAAUGUGUUCCCGUAUGGCUUCGCCGAAACCAUGGAGAGGUAGACGAAGAGUGGCCAAUCGACCAGGUACCAAGUGUUUCUUAAAGUGUCCCCAUGGGUAUCAACUUCACGGGGAAUACGAAUUGAGUUGUCGAUCCGAUGGCUCUUGGGACGGGCCUAAGCACGGGGAAUGUGUCAGGUACAGCAAGCCUCGUUUGGAGUGUCCUAAAGAUGUGAUAGCAGAGUUAUCACCUGGACAAGACGAGGCCUUCGUCACGUUCGAUCAACCAUCCACCGAUCUCGAUUGGUUCCGAUACGUCCGAUCGAAACCAUCCUGGGGUACCAGAUUAGAAGCGAACCUAACACCCGGAGUUCACGAGAUCCAAUUCUUCGCGAGACACCCCGUAUCGAAGAAACAGACCAGCUGCGUGUUACGCAUCAUCGUCAAAGGGGGUGAAGCCCCAAAAGUGAAAGACUGUCCGAACGACAUAGAGGUCAGCGGGAAAAAUGGGACAGCGAUCACGUGGAACGAGCCAAUAUUCACGGAUAAUGUAAAGGUGACCCGGAUUAGAAGCAACGAGAGUCCAGGACGACGUUUCGACGUAGGUGGGCACAGAAUAGAGUACGAGGCCAGCGACGAAGCUGGAUGGUCGAGCAAGUGUGUGUUCACCGUUGUUCUUCGUCAAGAAUGAACGGUGCCAGGAGGGAGAGCGUGAGAAGGGCAAGGAGGUAGAGGAUAAACCACGAUGAAGAAGGAAUCCAGGUAAAUGCGAAGGAAGAGGGGUUAAGGUAGCGGGCCAGAAGAAUGACGAUAAGGUAAUAUAAAUGGAAAUGCUUUGGAGUCGCGUGUAAUGGAUCCCGGUUUAUCCGGGAAGUUAAACGAAACGAGACACGGCUGCACAGGUGGCUGCAUGUAUUUCAGUGUAAAUAUUGUUUGCACUUGUUUUGAGAUCACAGAGGUGGUUGAAGAUCGUUCUUACAAUUUGUUGUUGCCAUCUUUCUCUAUUCCAGGAUUAUUAAUAAACCUAUGAAUAAAUUUUGGAAGAGAAAAUUAAUAUUAAAAUACAUAUAGAAUGGUAGAAAUUUGUUUUUUAAGCUCACUUUAAGUCAUCGUUGUUUCUUUAACCCUCAGACGGCGGACCAUGUAGAGAGACCCAAUUUUAAUUUAAUUUUCUGUUUCAUAUUACCUUCAUUUUCUAAAUGUCACACGGUUCCUUUAAAAAUUCUUCCAAAUAUGAAACUGUUUCGUUUAAAAAU
Osmia lignaria (orchard mason bee) is the source of this 3788-nucleotide messenger RNA. RefSeq lists its product as uncharacterized. NCBI's taxonomy places the organism in Eukaryota, Metazoa, Arthropoda, Insecta, Hymenoptera, Megachilidae. The record is from RefSeq and is a predicted model, not a curated record. Gene Ontology annotation, molecular function: calcium ion binding.